Molecule: messenger RNA, 2038 nt
Organism: Trachymyrmex cornetzi
Lineage: Eukaryota; Metazoa; Arthropoda; Insecta; Hymenoptera; Formicidae
Exons: 4
Coding region: 243-1778 (511 amino acids)
Source: RefSeq, a predicted model, not a curated record
UUGACCAUUCAUGGUUUGGAGCAUUAUGAUAUAACCUGACAACAGAUUGACAGUAGAAGCCGAGCCGAGUUCAUCAACGCGGAUUCCGCUCCAUUUUUGCCGGCAAUCCGCGUCAACUGUCAUUGAAUAUGCCAGAACCUGUAUCACAUCCAUCACAUCCAUAGUUUCUGUUGGGAAAAUUUAUAGCCAACAUUUAUGACAGAAGCUGCUCUUAACACUCCUGGCUUAAUAUCUCCUGUAAGAUGUUGAAGAAUGAGAUCUGUGGAUACAUGUCACUGUUGUACAGCGUCGCUAACAAGCCGCUGGAUCUAUGGUCGAAACACGUAUCCUUUGGUGGCAAAGUUCGUAGAGUGAACGACGAUCUAUUGCAUGGAGAUAAAGUAAUCGAGAUCACCGGGCCUCACGACAACACGAUCCCCACGAGCAUAACUAUUCCUGCCAAGGCACUAGACAUCCUGAACAUAAAACUUCCUGUUCUCAUAUUAGUCGUAAAGAAUUUGAACUUGCGGUUCAAACUGGAAGUUCAAAUAAUAGAUAAGCAACAAUAUCGGAGAAGAUUCUCCUUCAUGACCUACAAUGUUGAAAGACUACCAAGCAUCAAUGCAAGUAUGGCUCGUAUUCCGUUGAAAUUGGAUGACUGUUGGAAUUUCUUAGAGAUAAAUCUUCAGAAUCUAUGUCACCAAGUGUAUAAAACGGAUUAUGAGGCUCUGCAAAGAGUAACAAUCUAUCCGAAUUGUCAUUUAAGAAGAGUGUAUCUGCAAGAUCGUCAUUACAAUGAUGAAAAUCAUGUCGAGCUGUAUCAAGCUUUCUUCAAUAUGUAUAUGUUAAAGCAGGGAAUCAAUUUCAUCGAAAAGUCUUGUCAGACGGAAGAUUGUUAUACAGGACCUUUAGAGCAAUCUGAUUUGAAUUAUUUUGUUAAAGAUAAUUCUAGUAGUACAUCGUUAACAAAAGUGGAUUCAUGUAAAACCGCAAGCAGCAUGGAAAAACUAAAAAGUAAUCUAUCGAUGAACUUAAAUUUAUACAAUUCUGAUACAUUAAAAAGGAAUCACAUGUCACUGGAUGCUUUAAACGAUGCAAUAAAAAAACGGCAUGUUUUUACAAGACAAAGUGAAUGCUUCACAAAAUCUCUAAUAAAUGAUCCAGUUAUAGAAAAUAAGUUAGAAAAAGAUAGUGACGUAACAGAAAAAGUAAUCCAACAUUAUGCAAUGAAAACGCGUAAGACAGGAAACUCCUUACUAAAUAUAAAAAUUAAUAAUCAUACGUCGCGACCUGCGUCUUCUAUCGAAUUAAAAACAAUCAUGAAGAGCCAAUUUUUGAAAACGCAUGUCAGCGAAAUAUUCAAAGAUAAUGGAAUUCCAAAAUAUCCGCAGAAAAUUCAGAAUGCAGGAGAUACAUAUAUUAACUUAACAAACUGCACGUUAAAUGAUAACGCUAAUAAAGUACAGACAGGAAAAGAUAAUUCCACGAUAGUAAAAUUUAAAGUAGAUGCCAUGGGUUCUUCGUCGUCUUUUAAACCCGAUCUAUCUGAAAGCAUUAAGUUUGAUAAUAUAAAUAAUAAUGUGUCUGACAUUCCAAACGAUGGAUAUAUUCGUUCUAAGCAUAAAUAUAUAAAAGAGAAUAAUAAAAGUAUCGCCAAUCGUUUAAGAUCUUUAGUUAGUAUCGAGGAAGAUAUUGAAAAUUUUAAUGAAAAUGUGUCCACAAACAAAUGCAUUCCACCUCUAAUCGAGAAAGAGACAGUUCUGGACGAAAUGACAAGGCAUGUACUCAACGAUGGAUAAAACUUACAAUAUCAAAAUUUAUAGCAAUAGAUUCCGUGAACAAGAAACUUCUCGAAAAAUUACAGGAUAAAGAACUUACCGUAUACAUAGAAUUGUUAUUAUGUAAUAUGACAAAUAUCGAAGAAACUUUGGUCAAGAAAAGUUUAUGAACAAAGAUGACAUACAAAUAAAUAUUGAUUCACAAUAAAUUUAACUGCUUUUUAGCAGAUUAUUUGCAAAAGUAGAAUUUUAACAAAAAUAUAUAAACAGGAAAAUACAAU